Molecule: messenger RNA, 2178 nt
Organism: Gigantopelta aegis
Lineage: Eukaryota; Metazoa; Mollusca; Gastropoda; Neomphalida; Peltospiridae
Exons: 1
Coding region: 1-2178 (725 amino acids)
Source: RefSeq, a predicted model, not a curated record
AUGUAUAAACACGAGGUAGCAGACAAUAUGAGCUGUGCUCCAGCCACGACAAUGUAUAAACACGAGGUAGCAGACAAUAUGAGCUGUGCUCCAGCCACGACAAUGUAUAAACAUGAGGUAGCAGACAAUAUGAGCUGUGCUCCAGCAACGACAAUGUAUAAACACGAGGUAGCAGACAAUAUGAGCUGUGCUCCAGCCACGACAAUGUAUAAACACGAGGUAGCAGACAAUAUGAGCUGUGCUCCAGCCACGACAAUGUAUAAACACGAGGUAGCAGACAAUAUGAGCUGUGCUCCAGCAACGUCAAUGUAUAAACACGAGGUAGCAGACAAUAUGAGCUGUGCCCCAGCAACGACAAUGUAUAAACACGAGGUAGCAGACAAUAUGAGCUGUGCUCCAGCCACGACAAUGUAUAAACACGAGGUAGCAGACAAUAUGAGCUGUGCUCCAGCCACGACAAUGUAUAAACACGAGGUAGCAGACAAUAUGAGCUGUGCUCCAGCCACGACAAUGUAUAAACACGAGGUAGCAGACAAUAUGAGCUGUGCUCCAGCCACGACAAUGUAUAAACACGAGAUAGCAGACAAUAUGAGCUGUGCCCCAGCAACGACAAUGUAUAAACACGAGGUAGCAGACAAUAUGAGCUGUGCCCCAGCAACAACCAUGUAUAAACACGAGGUAGCAGACAAUAUGAGCUGUGCUCCAGCCACGACAAUGUAUAAACACGAGGUAGCAGACAAUAUGAGCUGUGCCCCAGCAACGACAAUGUAUAAACACGAGGUAGCAGACAAUAUGAGCUGUGCCCCAGCAACGACAAUGUAUAAACACGAGGUAGCAGACAAUAUGAGCUGUGCCCCAGCCAUGGCAAUGUAUAAACACGAGGUAGCAGACAAUAUGAGCUGUGACCCAGCCACGACAAUGUAUAAACACGAGGUAGCAGACAAUAUGAGCUGUGCCCCAGCCACGACAAUGUAUAAACACGAGGUAGCAGACAAUAUGAGCUGUGCCCCAGCCACGACAAUGUAUAAACACGAGGUAGCAGACAAUAUGAGCUGUGCCCCAGCCACGACAAUGUAUAAACACGAGGUAGCAGACAAUAUGAGCUGUGCCCCAGCCACGACAAUGUAUAAACACGAGGUAGCAGACAAUAUGAGCUGUGCCCCAGCCACGACAAUGUAUAAACACGAGGUAGCAGACAAUAUGAGCUGUGCCCCAGCCACGACAAUGUAUAAACACGAGGUAGCAGACAAUAUGAGCUGUGCCCCAGCCACGACAAUGUAUAAACACGAGGUAGCAGACAAUAUGAGCUGUGCCCCAGCCACGACAAUGUAUAAACACGAGGUAGCAGACAAUAUGAGCUGUGCCCCAGCCACGACAAUGUAUAAACACGAGGUAGCAGACAAUAUGAGCUGUGCCCCAGCCACGACAAUGUAUAAACACGAGGUAGCAGACAAUAUGAGCUGUGCCCCAGCCACGACAAUGUAUAAACACGAGGUAGCAGACAAUAUGAGCUGUGCCCCAGCCACGACAAUGUAUAAACACGAGGUAGCAGACAAUAUGAGCUGUGCCCCAGCAACGACAAUGUAUAAACACGAGGUAGCAGACAAUAUGAGCUGUGCCCCAGCAACGACAAUGUAUAAACACGAGGUAGCAGACAAUAUGAGCUGUGCCCCAGCAACGACAAUGUAUAAACACGAGGUAGCAGACAAUAUGAGCUGUGCCCCAGCAACGACAAUGUAUAAACACGAGGUAGCAGACAAUAUGAGCUGUGCCCCAGCAACGACAAUGUAUAAACACGAGGUAGCAGACAAUAUGAGCUGUGCCCCAGCAACGACAAUGUAUAAACACGAGGUAGCAGACAAUAUGAGCUGUGCCCCAGCAACGACAAUGUAUAAACACGAGGUAGCAGACAAUAUGAGCUGUGCCCCAGCCACGACAAUGUAUAAACACGAGGUAGCAGACAAUAUGAGCUGUGCCCCAGCAACGACAAUGUAUAAACACGAGGUAGCAGACAAUAUGAGCUGUGCCCCAGCAACGACAAUGUAUAAACACGAGGUAGCAGACAAUAUGAGCUGUGCCCCAGCAACGACAAUGUAUAAACACGAGGUAGCAGUAAAUAUGGCGAGAUUCAUCACAAGACUGGUAUUACAAGCAUGUCUUCCCCUCGUACAUCACUAA